UACAGACUUGCAUUGAGCCGUAAUUGGUGUCAGCAUUUGGUUCACUAUUUUCACAAACCAUUUCAUUUCCACGUGUUUUGCCAUUCAAUGUGUUUUGCAUUCAAUUUCAUUACUAUUUCAUGAUUUAGUUGUUGUACUCAAUCAGCAAAUCAUGAGCCAACUCGUGGUCCUCUUCGAGCACGCGUCCGGUUAUGCGUUAUUCCGGGUGUCGGAGGCCGAAGAGGUGUCGAUGUUUGUGGCGGCCGUCGAGAAGAGCCAAUCGGAUCCAAUCAAAUUC
Messenger RNA from Oppiella nova, 277 nucleotides. NCBI's taxonomy places the organism in Eukaryota, Metazoa, Arthropoda, Arachnida, Sarcoptiformes, Oppiidae. The record is from the annotation of a GenBank genome assembly.